This is a messenger RNA of Oncorhynchus gorbuscha (pink salmon), 2440 nucleotides long. RefSeq names its product sodium/hydrogen exchanger 6-like. The transcript is spliced from 16 exons. Gene Ontology annotation, biological process: regulation of pH; proton transmembrane transport; sodium ion transport. Bases 131 to 2215 code for a protein of 694 amino acids. Gene Ontology annotation, cellular component: membrane; recycling endosome. Lineage: Eukaryota; Metazoa; Chordata; Actinopteri; Salmoniformes; Salmonidae. Gene Ontology annotation, molecular function: sodium:proton antiporter activity. The record is from RefSeq and is a predicted model, not a curated record.
CGCCGAUAAACCCCCCCGAAGAGAAGGGAAACAUCAAUCUACUGUUGCUGUCUCCGCUUAGUUAUCUCGCAUGAAAUAUAUAUCUAGAAACCUUGAAUAACCACAACGUAGCUACGAUCUUGAAGAUUGAAUGUUCAACAUGGGUUACAAUAAAUUCAGAGUCAACGCAACUCGGAAGAUGUCGAAGACGUUAGCCUUGACCGUUCUAACCUGUUUGUCGUUCUGCAUCAGUGUUUGCAGGGCAGAGGAUAGUGCCAUGGAGAACAUCGUAACAGAGAGGAAGGUUGAAGAUAACCACAGACAAGACAGUGCCGACCUGCUGAUUUUCAUCAUGCUCCUAACCCUCACGAUUUUAACUAUUUGGUUAUUCAAGCACCGUCGUUUCAGGUUUUUGCAUGAAACGGGACUAGCUAUGAUCUAUGGUGUGCUGGUUGGGGUGGUCCUGCGCUAUGGUAUCCACGUACCCCGUGACAUUAGUAACGUCACCCUCAGUUGCCAUGUCAACGCCAGCCCACCCACACUGCUCGUCAACGUCAGUGGCAAGUUCUACGAGUACAGUCUGAAGGGUGAGAUCAGUCCCUCUGAGAUCAAUGAUGUACAAGACAACGAGAUGCUUCGCAAGGUGACCUUUGACCCCGAAGUGUUCUUUAACAUCCUCCUGCCCCCCAUCAUCUUCCAUGCCGGCUACAGUCUGAAGAGGAGACAUUUCUUCAGGAACAUGGGAUCCAUCCUAGCCUAUGCCUUUCUGGGAACAGUCAUAUCAUGUUUCAUCAUUGGGUUACUGAUGUACGGCUGUGUCACGCUGAUGAAGCAAGUGGGACAGCUUGACGGGGACUUCUUCUUCACUGACUGCCUGUUGUUUGGAGCCAUUGUCUCUGCUACCGACCCCGUGACGGUGCUGGCCAUCUUCAACGAGCUGCAGGUGGACGUGGAUCUGUACGUUCUGCUGUUUGGAGAGAGCGUUCUCAAUGACGCCGUGGCCGUGGUGCUGUCCUCGUCCAUCGUGGCAUACCAGCCGGAGGGGGACAACAGUCACACCUUUGAGGUGAUGGCCAUGUUGAAGUCCUUUGGGGUGUUCCUGGGUGUUUUCAGUGGAUCCUUCGCCCUGGGGGUGGCCACCGGGGUCAUGACAGCACUCGUCACUAAGUUCACUAAGCUGAGAGACUUCCAUCUCCUGGAGACGGCUCUCUUCUUCCUCAUGUCCUGGAGCACCUUCUUAAUGGCUGAGGCCUGUGGCUUCACAGGUGUGGUGGCGGUGCUGUUCUGUGGGAUCACUCAGGCUCACUACACCUUACACAACCUGUCCCCUGAGUCUCAGGACAGGACCAAACAGUUGUUUGAGCUGCUGAACUUCCUGGCGGAGAAUUUCAUCUUCUCCUACAUGGGUCUGGCGCUGUUCACCUUCAAGAACCACAUCUUCAACCCAACCUUCAUUGUCGGGGCUUUCCUGGCAGUGUUCUUGGGAAGAGCAGCCAACAUCUACCCCCUGUCCUUCCUGCUCAACCUGGGACGCAGGAACAAGAUCAGCUCCAACUUCCAACACAUGAUGAUGUUUGCUGGUCUGCGCGGAGCAAUGACCUUUGCCCUUUCCAUCCGGGACACGGCUACAUACGCACGUCAGAUGAUGUUCACCACCACCCUCCUCAUCGUCUUCUUCACCGUGUGGGUCUGUGGAGGGGGAACCACUCAGAUGCUCUCCUGCCAGCACAUACGUGUUGGAGUCGAUUCGGACGCAGAUAACUCAAUGAGCAUGACAGAGGGAUCAGAGCGACGGAGCACCAAACACGAGAGUGCCUGGCUCUUCAGGAUCUGGUACAACUUUGACCACAACUACCUGAAGCCCAUCCUGACCCACAGUGGCCCCCCACUCACCGUCACCAUGCCUGCCUGCUGUGGACCGCUGGCCAGAUGUCUCACCAGCCCACAGGCCUAUGAGAACGAGUGCCAGCUGAAGGACGACGACUCAGACCUCAUCCUGACGGACGGGGACAUCAGCCUGACCUACGGUGACAUCACUGUGAGCACAGAUGCCAGCGGCGCCCACACCAGUGCCGGGCCCGCGGGCACCACCUCCGCCGUCAUCUCCGCUGACGACCUGGACCGCGAGCUGACGUACGGGGACCACGAGCUGGUGAUGAGGGGUACUCGUCUGGUCCUGCCCAUGGACGACUCCGAGCCCCCGCUCGGCGACCCACGACACCGUAUGCGGAUGUGAGGCGAAAGAGAGGCCAGCUAGCCAGAUGACUAAUUCACUCUAAGUCCUGCUCCCCCGCAGGCUGCAGGAAUUAGAUCAACUAAGAUCAGCAAGAGACUGGUCUCUCUCUCUGCCUCUGCCUCUCUCUGCCUCUCUCUCUCUCUCUCUCUCUCUCUCUUCUCUCAUACCGCCCCUCAUCUCUUUCUCUCUCACCCACUGCCUCUCUCUGUCUCUCCUCUUCUCUCA